GCGGGCUGGCGGCAGCGGCAGGAGCAGCAGCGGAGGACAGGACAGGACGCUCCCAGCGCCGGCAGCAGCAGCAUCAUCACCGCCACCAUGGCCGACGACCCCAGCGCGCUGCCCUGGUCCAUACAACGCGAGGACUACGAGCUGAAGGAGGUCAUCGGUAGUGGAGCUACAGCAGUGGUUCAGGCUGCCUACUGCAUCCCAAAGAAGGAACGAGUUGCAAUCAAACGCAUCAAUCUGGAGAAAUGUCAGACCAGCAUGGAUGAACUCCUGAAAGAAAUUCAAGCAAUGAGUCAGUGCCACCACAGAAACAUUGUGUCGUACUACACCUCGUUUGUGGUGAAGGAUGAGCUCUGGUUGGUGAUGAAGUUGCUCAGUGGUGGGUCUGUGCUCGAUAUCAUCAAGCACGUGGUCGCAAGGGGGGAUCACAAAAAUGGAGUGUUGGAGGAGGCAGUGAUCGCCACCAUUCUGAAAGAAGUCCUCGAGGGCCUUGAUUAUCUGCACAAAAACGGGCAGGUUCACAGAGAUGUGAAGGCAGGAAACAUUCUCCUCGGUGAGGAAGGUUCGGUGCAAAUUGCAGAUUUUGGUGUAAGUGCAUUCCUGGCAACAGGCGGUGACAUGACCAGGAAUAAAGUGAGGAAGACCUUUGUUGGCACACCCUGUUGGAUGGCCCCUGAAGUUAUGGAGCAGGUGAAAGGGUAUGACUUCAAAGCGGACAUUUGGAGUUUUGGAAUUACAGCCAUUGAGCUGGCUACAGGAGCGGCUCCUUAUCACAAAUACCCACCUAUGAAGGUCUUGAUGCUAACGCUUCAGAACGAUCCUCCCUGUUUGGAGACGGGCGUACAAGACAAGGAAAUGGUGAAAAAAUACGGCAAGUCCUUUAGGAAGAUGAUUUCACAGUGUCUACAGAAAGAUCCGGAAAAAAGACCUACAGCAGCAGAAUUUUUAAAGCACAAGUUUUUCCAAAAAGCAAAGAACAAGGAAUACCUUGAAGAAAAAUUGCUAGCUCGAGCACCCACGAUAGCUGAAAGAUCAAAGAAGGUGAGAAGGGUUCCAGGCUCCAGCGGUCGACUGCACAAGACGGAAGAUGGCGGCUGGGAAUGGAGCGAUGACGAAUUAGACGAAGAGAGUGAAGAAGGGAAGGCUGCCGUGUCUCAGUUGAGGUCUCCCCGAGUGAAGGAUUGUCCACAGGGUCCAGAUCUUUACGUGUCAGCAGAAGGGCCCGGCUCCAACGUUGCAGUCCCUGCCCAAAUCCCACAGGUGCUACCUCAGCCAACGCCCAAAGUACCUGACUCCAGUGCGGUGCCUGCUGCCCAGCCGCCAGUAAUACCAGUGAUCCCUACAUCUGUGGUCAUGCCAGACCCCAGCCAGAAACCUCCAGCUCAGCACCAACUCCCUGCAUCUCAGUUGCCUCCCGGUUGUCUUGCUGCAGAUUUACACCAAACACCCAUUAGCCUUGUGUUAAGAUUGCGGAACUUGAAGAAGGAGCUGAAUGACAUCAGAUUUGAAUUUACUCCUGGUAGAGAUACAGCAGAUGGUGUUUCCCAAGAACUUGUGUCUGCAGGACUGGUUGAUGGAAGAGAUGUCGUCAUAGUUGCUGCAAAUCUACAGAAAAUAGUGGACGAACCAGCUGUAAAUAGAUCUGUCACAUUCAAGUUGGCCUCUGGACUGGAAGAAACCGAUAUUCCUGAUGAUGUUAAACUCAUAGGAUUUGCACAACUUACCAUUAGUUAAAUCACGCUACAACGAAACAUAGACCUGCUGACCCCCAUCUGUGAAUCUCUCGCCGGUGAUGGUCUGAGGAAACGUACUGCCAAAGAGCGAUGGUCUUUGCCCUUAGAACUCGCAAUGUAUGCCCCUGCCACUCUCUCUCUCUCCCCGCAACCAGGAACGUCCAAAUAGCAGUGAACUGAGUGUUUGCUUCCACUGUGCUAGAACGGAGUAUUCGCCCUCGAUAGCUUCUGCAAGGUUUCCGCUUGCUGAGAUAUCCCGCCCCCCACCCCUCCCGAAAUCUGACGUGGAGUGCCUGACGUGGGUGAACUAAGAAUUGCCGGCUCUCUCUGCUCUUUCUCUUCCCCUUCCUCCCUUCCUCCUCUGCACUCCCCCUCCCCCCUC
Leucoraja erinaceus (little skate) is the source of this 2112-nucleotide messenger RNA. Its product is annotated as serine/threonine-protein kinase OSR1-like. Gene Ontology annotation, molecular function: protein serine/threonine kinase activator activity; ATP binding; protein serine/threonine kinase activity. The transcript has 18 exons. NCBI's taxonomy places the organism in Eukaryota, Metazoa, Chordata, Chondrichthyes, Rajiformes, Rajidae. The record is from RefSeq and is a predicted model, not a curated record. Bases 88 to 1731 code for a protein of 547 amino acids. Gene Ontology annotation, biological process: protein phosphorylation.